This is a messenger RNA of Pistacia vera, 861 nucleotides long. RefSeq lists its product as uncharacterized. The coding region runs from base 1 to 861 and encodes 286 amino acids. The record is from RefSeq and is a predicted model, not a curated record. The transcript has 7 exons. Lineage: Eukaryota; Viridiplantae; Streptophyta; Magnoliopsida; Sapindales; Anacardiaceae.
AUGCAGAAUAAAUCUGAUCCAUAUGAUUCAGCUGGUCUAGUUUCAAAUGAAGCUUGCUUAUAUAGUCAGGAUAUCAUUGAACCUGAACCUACAUCUGCAAUAAAAGCACUUGUAAGUCUAGCUUGGAAAGCUGCCAUGCAAGUUGAGUUUGAUGCUCUGUCCAGCAUACACUGGUUUCUUGUUCCACAUCUUCCGAUAGAAUAUUGUGGGGAACAAAUGGGUUUUCAGGACAAAUUCAAUGAGAUGGCAGUCUCCAAAAAUACAAAGCCAGUAUUUCUUGGGUUGGAAGCAAUAGAACUUCAGCUGGUGUCUUCCCUUGAAAGUCCAGCUUUCAAACAUCCUAGUUUAUACAGAAGCACUAUUGGUGCUCUUCAGUAUUUAACUCUUACUCGUCCUGACAUCAGCUUCCCUGUCAACAAACUCAAUCAACACUGCAAGCCCCAACAAAUCUGCAGUGGCAAGCGUGCAAGAAGAUCCUUAGAUACACAAAGUGAUGCCAAUUGGGGAAGUAGUCCUGAUGAUCGAAGGUCUACAAGUGGGUGUUGUGUUUUCUUAGGUCCAAAUCUUAUUCAAUGGAGUUUUCACAAGCAAAAAGUGGUAGCAUGUCCAACUGAGGCUGAAUACAGAGCACUUGCUCAAACUGCACAUGAGGUAGCCUGUUUUCCGCACGGACGAAACAUAUUGAACAGGAUGCACACUAUUCGUGAACAAGUUUUAGCCAAGAAGUGGUGGUCAGUAUGUACCAUCAAAACUUCAAAUUGUGAUCUUCUAACAAAGCCUCUCUCAACUGCUCAAUUCAGUAGCUUUCAGUGCAUUUGGUGUUUUUCAGAUGAGUUUGCAACUGGUAGUGCAGAUUUCUAA